This is a messenger RNA of Populus euphratica (Euphrates poplar), 3594 nucleotides long. RefSeq names its product vam6/Vps39-like protein. Gene Ontology annotation, biological process: autophagy; endosomal vesicle fusion; vesicle-mediated transport. The record is from RefSeq and is a predicted model, not a curated record. The coding region runs from base 65 to 3070 and encodes 1001 amino acids. Gene Ontology annotation, molecular function: protein binding. Gene Ontology annotation, cellular component: cytoplasm; membrane. Lineage: Eukaryota; Viridiplantae; Streptophyta; Magnoliopsida; Malpighiales; Salicaceae. The transcript has 12 exons.
UAACCGAUCUACCUAUGAAAUUCUUCUCUGUAUUUUGUGAAACGAUCAAAAGCUGAAACUAAUAAUGGUGCACAAUGCCUACGAUUCCUUUGAGCUCCUCACAAAUUCCCCUGACAAAAUUGACGCAAUCGAAUCCUACGGUUCAAAACUUCUGGUUGCUUGCUCCGAUGGAGCUCUCAGAAUCUACGCUCCAGAAUCCACAAUCUCCGACAAAUCUCCACCGCUUGAUUACCAUAACCACGGUGAUCAACUUCGAAAGGAACCGUACGCACUGGAGAGAACCGUAAACGGAUUCUCUAAAAAGCCGAUUCUGUCAAUGAAAGUAUUGGCUUCAAGGGAACUGCUUCUAUCGCUCUCUGAGUCUAUCGCGUUUCAUAGAUUGCCUAAUUUGGAGACUGUAGCGGUGCUUACUAAAGCUAAAGGUGCUAAUGUGUUUGAUUGGGAUGAUAAGCGAGGGUUUUUGUGCUUCGCCAGGCAAAAGAGAGUCUGUAUUUUUAGACAUGACGGAGGAAGGGGAUUUGUGGAGGUGAAAGAUUUUGGAGUUUCAGAUACAGUGAGGUCAAUGUCAUGGUGUGGUGAGAACAUUUGUAUGGGGAUUAGAAAGGAAUAUUGGAUAUUGAAUGCAACAAAUGGUGCACUGAGUCAGGUUUUUCCUUCUGGAAGACUAGCUCCUCCAUUAGUGGUAUCUCUUCCUUCCAGGGAGCUUCUUCUUUGGAAGGAUAACAUUGGAGUCUUUGUGGACCAAAAUGGCAAGCAUCUCCAAGCAGAGAAAUUAUGUUGGUCAGAGGCCCCUUCUGUUGUUGUCAUUCAGAAGUCCUAUGCAGUUGCUCUGCUUCCAAGACGGAUUGAGAUCCGGUCUCUCCGAGUUCCAUAUUCAUUGAUACAAGCUGUUGUUCUUCAAAAUGUUCGCCAUCUUAUUGAAAGCAACAAUGCAAUAAUUGUUGCAUUAAGCAAUUCUGUUUGUGCGCUGUUCCCUGUUCCUCUUGGGGCACAGAUUGUACAAUUGACAGCAUCUGGAAAUUUUGAGGAAGCUUUGGCCUUGUGCAAGCUGCUUCCACCAGAAGAUUCAAACCUUCGAGCUGCUAAGGAGGGGUCAAUUCACAUAAGAUACGCUCAUUAUCUUUUUGAUAAUGGGAGCUACGAGGAGGCUAUGGAACAGUUUUUAGCAUCCCAAGUUGAUAUCACCUACGUGCUUUCUUUAUAUCCAUCUGUUGUUCUUCCCAAAACAUCUAUGGUUCCAGAACCUGAGAAGCUAAUUGACAUGUCUCCAGAUGUUCCAUAUCUCUCAAGAGGUUCCUCUGGGUUGUCUGAUGAUAUGGAAUCCUCACCUGAUUUUGAUGAGCAUUCAGCACUUGAAUCCAAGAAGAUGAGCCAUAACACUCUCAAGGCUUUAAUCAAGUACUUGCAGAAAAGAAGAUAUAGCAUAAUUGAAAAGGCCACUGCUGAGGUAACAGACGAGGUUGUUUUAGACGCUGUCGGAGAUAAUUAUGGAGCUUAUGACUCUAGUAGAUUUAAGAAAUCCAGCAAGGGUCGUGGUAACAUUGCCAUUAACUCAGGUGCCAGGGAAAUGGCUGCAAUAUUGGACACAGCUCUUCUUCAGGCUGUUCUUCUUACAGGGCAGAUUUCAGCAGCCUUAGAAUUACUGAAGGGUGUUAACUACUGUGACCUAAAGAUAUGUGAGGAGAUUCUUCAGAAAUGGAAUCAUUAUAGUGCUUUACUAGAACUCUACAAAUGCAAUGGCAUGCACCGUGAAGCUCUUAAACUUCUGCAUCAAUUAGUUGAGGAGUCAAACCAGUUGCAGCCCGAGCUCAACCCCAAGUUCAAGCCUGAGUCUAUUAUUGAAUAUCUCAAGCCUUUGUGCGGGACUGAUCCCAUGCUUGUCUUGGAGUUUUCAAUGCUUGUUCUCGAAAGCUGUCCCACACAAACUAUUGAGCUCCUUUUGUCUGGGAAUAUUCCUGCAGACUUGGUCAACUCUUAUUUGAAGCAGCAUGCUCCAAGCAUGCAAGGCAGAUAUUUAGAACUUAUGCUUGCAAUGGAUGAAAAUGGGAUCUCUGGAAACCUGCAAAAUGAAAUGGUGCAAAUCUAUCUCUUGGAAGUGCUUGAUUGGCAUGCAGAGUUGAAUGCUCAAGAAAAAUGGGAUGAAAAGGCUUAUUCGCCAUCGCGGAAGAAGUUAUUGUCUGCUUUGGAGAGCAUCUCAGGGUAUAACCCAGAGUCUUUGUUGAAAUGUCUUCCAGCAGAUGCAUUAUUUGAAGAGCGUGCACUUUUGUUGGGCAAAAUGAACCAACAUGAGCUUGCCUUAUCUCUAUAUGUUCACAAGCUUCAUGUUCCUGAUCUGGCAUUAUCCUACUGUGACCGUGUCUACGAGUCUGCUGCUCAUCCACCAUCUGUAAAAUCAUCUGGCAAUAUGUACCUAACUCUCUUGCAAAUUUACCUCAAUCCCCAGAAGACAACCAAGAAUUUUGAAAAGCGAAUAACAAAUCUAUUAUCCCCACAGAAUACUAACAUUCCCAAGAUAAGUUCUGGGACCCUAGUUAAAGCUAAAGGAGGUCGUGCUACAAAGAAAAUUGCUGCCAUAGAGGGUGCAGAAGACAUACGAGUCAGUCUUAGUGGCACUGACAGUAGCAGGAGUGAUGGAGAUACAGAUGAAUUUGGUGAGGAAGGGGGUUCUACUAUUAUGCUUGAUGAGGUCCUCGAUCUGUUGAGCAAAAGAUGGGACAGAAUCAAUGGAGCUCAGGCCCUCAAACUCUUACCAAAAGAAACUAAAUUACAGAACUUGCUUCCCUUUCUUGGACCUCUUCUGAAAAAAUCCAGUGAAACAUGCAGGAAUCUCUCAGUAAUCAAAAGCUUGAGGCAGAGUGAGAACCUUCAGGUGAAGGAUGAAAUGUAUAACCGUAGGAAAACAGUAGUCAAGGUUACCAGUGAUACUACAUGUGCGCUUUGCAACAAGAAAAUCGGGACGAGUGUUUUUGCGGUCUACCCCAAUGGUCAAGCAAUUGUUCACUUUGUUUGCUUUAAGGAUUCGCAGAGUAUGAAAGCUGUGUCUAAGGGCUCAGCUCUAAGGAAGAGAUGAGGUAUUUUUUCAGUGGCUAAAUAAAAUAUUCCUUUUCGACCGAAGCUUGGGAAUGACAGUUUCUUUUGAUCAGUUUGAGCACAUCUAAACUUAUUGUUGGUCUUCUCCUGCCCGUGAUUUGAAACUGCAAUGGUUCAGGUGAUUGGACGGUGACUUGUCAUCCGGUUGGUAAUAUUUUAUGUCGUGAAUGUAGGUAAGUGUAGAUGUGCGGCGGCUUGCAAUUCAAAGGGCUUGAGAUGAUUCAUAUUUAUUGACUGGAGUAUUGUGAUUUACUGAGGGUGUCUUCUUGUGAAAAAGCUUGUGAAAAUUGCCGCAUAAUAUUUCUAUUUGUUGGCGAGAGGCAUGAGACCAUGUAAAGAUAUAUCUCCCCAUCACCUGAAACAUGGUAGCGUCGUGUGACUUCACUCUGACAGUGAUGUAUUUGUUGAAUGAUCUGUUUUUGUUUCUUUCUUCACGCCUUCGUCUGGGAGUUUUGCUUUGAUAAGGGGAGACAAUAUGAUAAUGAUAGCAUCGUGUAAUUUUCC